Molecule: messenger RNA, 2243 nt
Organism: Alexandromys fortis (reed vole)
Lineage: Eukaryota; Metazoa; Chordata; Mammalia; Rodentia; Cricetidae
Product: protein FAM222B-like
Exons: 1
Coding region: 171-1475 (434 amino acids)
Source: RefSeq, a predicted model, not a curated record
AACAUGUUCGUUGUACUGUGAACGGCCUCGACACAUCAGCCCAGCGCUACAGCCCCUACCCGACUCAGGCUGCCACCAAGGCAGGCCUGCUUGCCAUUGUCAAAGUGCCAGCCAAAAGCAUACUCAAGGACUUUGACGGCACCCGAGCCCGGUUCCUCCCUGAGGCCAUCAUGAACCCCCCAGUGGCACCCUAUGCUACUGUGGCACCCAGCACUUUAGCCCACCCCCAGGCCCAGGCUCUGGCCCGCCAGCAGGCCCUGCAGCAUGCACAGACCCUGGCCCAUGCCCCUCCCCAGACACUGCAACACCCUCAGGGUAUACCACCACCACAGGCACUGUCUCACCCUCAGAGCCUCCAGCAGCCUCAGGGCCUGGGCCACCCUCAGCCAAUAGCCCAAACCCAGGGCUUGGUCCACCCGCAGGCCCUGACUCACCAGGGUCUCCAGCAUCCCCCUAAUCCCUUGCUGCAUGGAGACCGGAAGAUGCCAGACUCAGAUGCACCCCCAAAUGUGACCAUGUCUACCUCAACUAUCCCCCUUUCAAUGGCGGCCACCCUGCAACACAGCCAGCCCCCGGACCUGAGCAGCAUCGUGCACCAGAUCAACCAGUUUUGCCAGACGAGGGCAGGCAUCAGCACUACCUCAGUGUGUGAGGGCCAGAUCGCCAACCCCAGCCCCAUUAGUCGCAGUCUGCUCAUCAAUGCAAGCACCCGGGUGUCGACCCACAGCGUCCCCACACCAAUGCCUUCAUGUGUGGUCAAUCCCAUGGAGCACACCCACGCGGCCACAGCCGCGCUGCCUGCUGCAGGUCCUGUCAACCUGCCCACAGGCAUCUCUCGAGCCCCUACUGGCUACACUAGCGACCUCAAGCCAGUUACCUGGAACCAGCACCAGCUGGCCCAUCUACAGCAAAUGUGCAGCGAGGCUGGUGGGACACCAGCCCCUGGCCUGACAGGCAAACAUACAGCAGGACGCGAGUUGGCAGGGCCAGGUUUUGUGGGCAAGGCCCCUGCCUACCCGCAGGAGCUCUGCCUGGCGCAGUCCUUCCAUCUGAAGCCUUCCCUGGAGAAGCCGACCCCAUCCCCACCUGUCAACGGCCUACCGGCCCCACUGGCCUAUCCCAAUGGUCACUACUUCCAACCCCUGUGGAACAACAUCCUACCAACUCCCAAUAGCGACAGCUCGGGGUCUCAGGACCUCGCCAUGCCGUUCCAUGCUGGGCAGCCCACAGGUGCACCCCUCGACUGUGCAGCAGCUCCUGGGGCCCACUACCGAGCGGGAACUGGGGGUGGGCCAGUGGCAAGCCAGAACAGCUUGAUGCAAACGGUGGAUUACCUGAGUGGGGAUUUACAGCAGGCCUGCUUCCGAGAACAGAGCCUGGCCAUGUUGAGCAAGGCCCACCGAGCCCAUGGCACCCGAGCCCCCGAUCCCACAGAUAGUCGAAGUCUUCAUAUUCAGCACCCAGGGUAUAGAUAGGGAGCCGUGAUCCCUCCUCAGGCAACACGCCAUACAGCACCCUUCUAGGCUUAGUCUUACUUUGAAGUAACUGGAUAGUUUCAAAGUUUCACUGCUCCAGUGUGAUCAUCCUUAGGUAUCUAAGGAAGGGAACUUGGCAGGGUCCCUUUGGGGGCAGAAGAAGGUCCUUUCUCCUCCCACGAGCUACUACUCCUGGUUUUCUUUAGAAGCUAACUCUGUCUCAGCACCUGCCUGUCAAUCAGUCUCCACCUUGACCACUUGUUGCUCUUGCCAUCUUUUGCUGAGAAUGAGGUAUGGCUGAGGAAAGUGGCCUAGAGCCUUAAGUUAGGCUUCUCUGUCUAGGACUAAGAAGCCAGACAUUCUGAGUGCUCUGGAAUCUAAUUAUUUACUCCCAUAAAGAUGUCAAAUGAAAAUACACCCAGCUUCCAUCUUCCCCAGCUGCUCCCAUUCCUCGAGGCUUGGUUCUGCAUUUACGCUGCUCCCAAGUCACUGUACUUGGCCUUGCUGAAGCCUUGAGACUCAGAAAACCUUGGCGUUGGCAUCUUAAUUUUUGACUUCCUUUCCAGAGAAAUGCAGUGGCCACCUGGCAUUCCCAAGACGACCUGUGACCUGUCGCUCUCUCCAAACUCAACUACUGUCCUCAUCCCUGCCUCCCUUCCCCCUUAAGGGAAAAAAAAAGCAAAACAAAAACUACCUUACUUGAAGAAUUAGAUAUAGGUAAAGGAUGAUCACAUUAGAGUUUGGAAUUAAAAUCACCAAAAAAAAAUA